AUGAGGCAGUGUGUCCGGGUCCCGGGCGGGCUGGGGGUCCUGUGGGUCCUCACGGUGUGUGUCCUGGUGUUGUGUGUCGCACCUGCAGCCCCUCACCCCCAGUGUCUGGACUUCAAGCCCCCCUUCAGACCGCUGCGCGAGCUCCAGUUCUGCGUCAUGUACAAGGAGUUCGGCUGUUGCGACUAUGAGAAGGACCAGCAGCUGAGGGCCAAGUACUACCGGAUCAUGGAUAACUUUGAUUAUUAUGGAUAUGCCAACUGCGCUGGGUUCGUGCUGGAGAUGAUCUGCCAGGAAUGCUCUCCAUUUGCAGCUCAUCUAUUUGAUGCUGAAGACCCCACCACCCCGAUAAGGACCAUCCCUGGCCUCUGUCCUGACUACUGCUCGCAAUUUUGGAAUAAGUGCAGGUCCACCAUCCCUCUCCUGUCUGACGACCCACACAUAGCUAAAGUCAAAGAAGACCAGACCCGUCUCUGCCGGUACCUGGAGCUGGACGACGCAGACUACUGCUACCCUCACCUCCUCAGCGACCAGAAGCUCACCCUGAACCUGGGCCGGGUCCAGUCAGACGUGGACGGGUGUCUGCAGCUGUGCCUGGAGGAAGUCGCAAAUGGGCUGAGGAACCCGCUAGCGAUGGUGCACGCCAACGAUGGCACACACCGGUUCUUCGUGGCGGAGCAGGUGGGCUUGGUGUGGACCUACCUUCAUGACCGAUCCAAACUGGAGAAACCAUUUUUGAACAUUACCAAGGCAGUGUUAACGUCCUCAUGGGAAGGAGACGAGAGGGGCUUUCUGGGUCUUACCUUCCACCCCAAGCACAAGUACAAUAGGAAGCUUUAUGUGUACUACUCAGUGGAGGUGGGUUUUGAUGAGAGGAUCAGGAUCAGUGAGUUUCAUGUGUCAGCCCAUGACAUGAAUGUGGUGGAUCAUGCCUCUGAGCGGGUUAUUCUAGAGAUCGACGAACCAGCAUCCAACCACAAUGGAGGGCAACUACUCUUUGCAGAUGAUGGCUACUUGUACGUUUUCACAGGCGAUGGGGGAAUGGCAGGAGAUCCAUUUGGGAAAUAUGGGAAUGCCCAGAACAAGUCGUCUCUAUUGGGUAAAGUUCUCCGGAUCGAUGUGGAUGACAAUAACAGAGGUCCAUUGUACAGAAUUCCUCCAGAUAACCCCUUUGUACAUGAUCGGGGGGCACGACCAGAGGUUUAUGCUUACGGUGUGCGUAAUAUGUGGAGGUGUUCCGUGGACCGGGGGGACCCUCGGACCAAAGAGGGCAAAGGACGUAUCUUCUGUGGGGAUGUGGGCCAGAACAAGUUUGAAGAGAUAGACAUCAUCGAGAAAGGUCGAAAUUUCGGCUGGAGAGCCAAAGAGGGCUUCUCCUGCUAUGAUAAGAAGCUGUGUGCCAACAGCUCGCUAGAUGAUGUCCUCCCUAUUUAUGCGUACCCUCACAAGAUGGGCAAGUCGGUGACUGGGGGCUAUGUUUACCGAGGCUGUGAAUACCCUAACAUGAACGGCAUGUACAUAUUUGGAGACUUCAUGAGCGGACGUUUGAUGAGUUUGCAGGAAGACAGAAACACAGGGAAAUGGAAGUACAAUGAGGUCUGUAUGGGGAAGGGCAUGACCUGUGCCUUCCCUGGACUCAUCAACAACUACCACCAGUACAUCAUCUCCUUCGCAGAGGAUGAAGCUGGCGAGCUUUACUUCAUGUCCACUGGAGUACCGAGCAAUACAUCACCUUCAGGAGUCGUCUAUAAAGUGGUGGACCCCUCAAGACGCGCUCCACCGAGACAAUGCCACUAUGACCCUCUUCCUGUCAGAGUCAAAAGUAACCUCAUCAAGUUUGUUCCUCAGGAAACAUUAACUGGUCUUGAACCACCUCACAAAGCCAAGCCUGAGCCAGAGCCCACAGAUUCCUCCGACUGGCUCCAAGAGCUCAUCGACCGUCUGGGACUGCCGGAUGGUGCUACCCCCCCUUUGCCAACCACAAUCACAACCACCAAACCCCCCAGGCGGAAAGGCAGACGCAGAAAAGGUCAAACCGGAACGGAGAGUGUCCCCGAGCUCCAGAAUGGAAUGGUGAGGCUGGUUGGGGACGAAAAAGGCCAGAGCGACCGUGGGAGGGUGGAGAUCUACGUAAACGGGGAGUGGGGCACCGUGUGUGACGACCUGUGGACCAUCAAUAACGCUGAAGUGGUGUGCCGCCAACUGGGCUUCACACGGGCUCUGAAGGCGGCCAAGAACUCAGAGUUCGGGGAAGGGAAGGAUCUGCGGAUUCUUCUGGAUGACGUUCAGUGUGACGGGACAGAGUCCGGUCUGCUGGACUGCCAACACGCCGGGGUGGGGACCAAUAACUGUGCCCACUAUGAAGACGCAGGGGUGAUCUGUGGCACCUCGGACCACAUUAUAGAAGUCUAAAUGUUUGUCUGCUAUGAAAUCCGAGCAACCAUCAUUAAACCUGUUGUUUUAAAAAUCCAUCCUAAAUUUAAUUCAAUCAGGAGAUCUUUUUUUAAAAGAAUAUUUGCAUCAUGUGCACAAGAUGAUAGAAAUGUGAAUGGUCUUUGGAGACGAGACCCCAUUGUGAUAAAUGAGAUAUCAUAAGGAGGAGGUCCUGCUGUAAGUAGAUCAGGAACUCCCCACCUGUUGUCCUGACACUGGUGUUGAUUUGAUGAAGAUCAGGGUAUGAUAAAGAACUGAUUGUAGCUGAAUUUGUGGGUUAAUUGGCUGUUGGAUAUCAUGGAAAAAUGUAGUUGGUAACUAAAAAAGUGAACACCAAUAAUUAUUCCGAUGAAAAAGCCCACAAAAAAUAACCACAUAACUUUGAGCCAUGUUAUUUUCAGCAGCUAUAAUGGAGAUUAUGAGCCAAAAUGUGCCUUAUCUUGAUGUCAGUCCAACACAUUAGAAAGGGAAAGGGGGGAAAUCGUGUAGAUUACACUGCAACCACAAUACAUUAUGCUCUGAAUAAGGGGCAUGGCACUUAUUGUUCCCAGAACCCCAGAAGCAGGAAGUGAUGUAGGUUUAGGGACAAGGCAGAUCAUCAAAGCAUUCCAGAGGUUAUUUAUGAGGUAACCUAACACUUUGCAGGGGUGGGCUUUCCCUUUUUUUUUUACCUGCCAGUAGUGGUAUCCAUUCUUUUCUAAAUGUUUAUAUAGUCGUUUAUUUGUAAUUGUCCAUGACAGUGUUGAAUGUUUCAUCUAAACAUGUGUGGCACCAUCUCAGUGAUUUGUUACGAAACAUAUUUGACAGUUAGUCUGAAUGUCAUAUUUCCCAGUAAAUUCCCACUGGAUGAAUGUAUGGGUAUGUUAUGAUGUCAUCAAUUUAGUAUACGAUACCUAUACCUGGACCACAUGUGUGUUAAUCUUUCUCAUAUGUUUGCAUUAUCAUUUUUGUCACUUGUAUUGUCUAUGUUGUAAUUUUAUUGUGUUAUUAAUGCUGUACACAUGACAACUAUUGUACGUCGCUCUCUCCGGCUUUUAUAACAUUUUCUUCUGUUAAUUGUGGGGUUUCUUUGGGAGUUCUUCCUGCUGUACAGUCUGUAAAGCCCACUGAGACACAUUUGUAAUUUUUGAUAUUGAGCCAUAUUAAUAAAAAUUGAUUGAUUGUUUGAAAUGAA
This is a messenger RNA of Trematomus bernacchii (emerald rockcod), 3604 nucleotides long. RefSeq names its product HHIP-like 1 (gene hhipl1). The record is from RefSeq and is a predicted model, not a curated record. Gene Ontology annotation, cellular component: membrane. Lineage: Eukaryota; Metazoa; Chordata; Actinopteri; Perciformes; Nototheniidae. The transcript has 9 exons. Bases 1 to 2409 code for a protein of 802 amino acids.